AUGGCGGGAGCGGGAGACGAAGAGAUGGACGCGGUUUUGAGCGACGUUGAAGGGGAGGAUCAUCCGGCGGCGACUCUGAUCGGAAACAUCCACAAACCAGAACACGUCCCCGUCGAGAGGUACGCGGAGCUCUCGGCGGAGCUCGAUCGGGAGCGGGCGGCUCGACGAGCGGCGGAGGAUUCGAAAGAAGAGGCAGUGGAGAAGCUCAAUCGAGUCAGGAAAGUUGCACAGGAGGCAAUCCAGAAGCGAGACGAAGCGGAGAGCGAAAGAGACGAGGCGCUGAAAUCGCGAGAGAGGAUCACGGCGGAGCUGAACGAGGUCGCGGAGCAGAGAGACGAGGUUGCCAGGCAGCUGGACGGAGCGAUGAGAGCGAGGGAUUCGCUGCGGCUGGAGAUGGAGAAUUCUAGGCAUUUGCUGGUGAGCGGAAUUGAGAAGAUAUCUGGCAAGCUGAGCGAGUACGGGAAUUUCGCGGCGGCCGCAGGCGGCGGCGGAUUGCCCAAGUCGCCCAAGUACAGCGGAAUGCCGGCGGUUGCUUAUGGAGUUCUCAAGCGGACGAAUGAGAUUGUGGAGGAGCUGGUUAAGCAGAUUCAUGCCGCGAAUCGGUCGGGAAACGACGCUAGGGAUCAGAUUGAGCAGCGGAAUUUCGAGAUUGCGAUUGAGGUUUCCCAGCUCGAGGCCACCAUUGGCGGGCUGAGGAGGGAAUUGGAGGGUAAAACGGCGUUGAUCGGGGAGUUGCAGAAAGCGGUGGCGGAGAAGGAAAUCAUGGCGUCUGAAAUUGAGAGAGGGAUGUGGGACAAGGCGCAGUUGGAGGAUAAAUUAAGGGAUUUGGAAACUAAAUUGGAAUUUCUGAAGCCUUUGCUGAUCGAUCAAUCGAAUUUCUCCUGGAAAAUUCACGAGCAGUUAUUUGGUGCCAUGAAGAUCGUUGAUAAGAACUAUCAACACCAUGAAGUGCCUGCGUCCUUAUUUUUCCAAGAACAGAAGGACGUAGGCGAGAACCUUAGCUCUUCAUUAGCAGGGAUGAAAUCUAUCUAUGAGCUAACCAGAGUUGUGGGCGAAAAGACAAAGGGUGUGAUUCAGGUCAAGGAUCAUGAAUUGAAGCGUUCAGCUGAAACAGUAGGUCAGUUGGUCAGGGAGAAAGAGCAUAUAAGUUAUCUGCUCAGGAGUGCUUUGUCAAAGAGACCCACUUGGGAUCCAUCUUCCAAAGCAAACGACUUGUUUCAAGCUGCAGAGAAUGGUUUGAGAGAUGCUGGCAUAGAUUUCAAAUUCAGCAAGUUUCUGGGAGAUCACAAGUUUCCAGCUUCUCCUAGAGAGAAUGGUGGUGGCAGCUUGGCAGUGGACCCAGAAGAGGGCGAAAUAUACACCCUGGCGGGUGCUUUGGAGAAAGUCGUUAAGGCUUCUCAGCUUGAGAUCAUCGAGCUGCGGCAUUGUGUGGAGGAACUCAGGAAUGAAUCAAGCUCGCUAAAGGAGCAGAUAGACAUCCAAGCUAAGGAACUAAGUAGCAGGAUGCGUAGGAUAGAGGAGCUUGAAGAGAAACAAAGAGCAACAAAUGAAAAUAUUGAGGGUUUGCUUAUGGACAUAACUGCAGCAGAGGAAGAAAUUCGGAGAUGGAAAGUAACAGCAGAACAGGAGGCUGCGGCAGGUCAUGCGGUAGAAAAAGACUUUGCAUCUCAGUUAUCAACACUUAAGAAGGAGGUAGAAGAGGCAAAGCAAGCGACAUUAGAAUCAGAGAAGAAGGUGAAGUUGAAAGAAGAGACGGCGGCUGCAGCCAUGGCAGCGAGAGAGGCUGCUGAGAAGUCAUUGAGAUUGGCUGACGUAAGAGCAUCCAGGCUGAGGGAGAGAACAGAGGAGCUCAGCCGUCAACUUGAAGAGUUUGAAACCAGAGAAGAAGCCAGUGGCGACCGAAGUCGAAAAUAUGUAUGCUGGUGGCCUUUUUCCCAGUGGCCAGGCUUGAAUCUUGUAGCAGGAACACAUGCCAAUCAUGAAACAUACAACAGCUCUUCCAUUUCAUUGGAAGAGCUUUCUGAACCCCUCAUAUGA
Messenger RNA from Linum tenue, 2037 nucleotides. Lineage: Eukaryota; Viridiplantae; Streptophyta; Magnoliopsida; Malpighiales; Linaceae. The record is from the annotation of a GenBank genome assembly.